Molecule: messenger RNA, 1058 nt
Organism: Impatiens glandulifera
Lineage: Eukaryota; Viridiplantae; Streptophyta; Magnoliopsida; Ericales; Balsaminaceae
Product: myb-related protein 308-like
Exons: 2
Coding region: 72-860 (262 amino acids)
Source: RefSeq, a predicted model, not a curated record
CUUUCUUCUUCUUCUCUCUCUAUAAAACCCCAUUGCCAAUUUCUUGAAACAUUUUCAAAUAAGAAUAGAAAAUGGGAAGAUCUCCUUGUUGUGAAAAAGCUCACACAAAUAAAGGAGCAUGGACUAAGGAAGAAGACGAUCGUCUCAUUUCUUACAUCCGUUCUCACGGCGAAGGCUGCUGGCGUUCUCUCCCUAAAGCCGCCGGUCUCCUCCGAUGCGGCAAGAGCUGCCGUCUCCGGUGGAUCAAUUACUUACGUCCCGAUCUCAAACGUGGUAAUUUCACCGACGAAGAAGAUGAACUUAUCAUCAAAUUACACAGCCUCCUUGGCAAUAAAUGGUCCUUGAUUGCUGGAAGAUUACCUGGAAGAACAGAUAACGAGAUUAAGAAUUACUGGAAUACCCAUAUCAGAAGGAAGCUUAUGAACAGAGGAAUAGACCCGGUUACUCAUCGUACCAUUAAUGACCCACCUCAACCGGCGCCGGCGAUGUCGCCGGAGAAUAUGGUUACCACUAUAUCGUUUGCUAAUCCGAUAAUUAUAAACAAAGAUGAAGACAGAAAACCCAAAUUAGGAAGAUUGAUUAAUCAUGAAGUAGAGAAAUGCCCGGAUUUGAACCUUGAGCUUAGAAUAAGUCCGCCGGUACUGAAUCAUCAUCAUCAUCAUCAUCGGAAUUUAUGUUUUUCAUGCAGUUUGGGGAUUGAGAAAGGGAAGGAUUGUAAUUGUGGCGGCGGCGAUGGCGGCGGCGAAUCGAGAAAUAUGAUAAGUUGUGUUAAUUCUGCAACUUCUAAUUAUGAAUUCUUGGGGUUGAGAAGUAGUAACGGUCAUAUGUUGGAUUAUAGAAGCUUGAAGAUGAAGUUGUAGUGAGAAGUGAGAAUUCCAAUUAUUAUAUUAACUAAUUAAUUAAUUAAUUAAUUAGGUUAUAAUUUCUUUCUUUGUCAACCGAAUGUUGUUUAUAUCAAUCAAAUAUAUUUUUCUUAAUUUUCUAUUUUUAUUUUUCAUCUAAAUUCUUAUCUUCUUUAUUGUUUGUCCUUUGCUAUUGUAUAAUUCAUGUCAUUAUAA